AUCUACCGGCUACCACCUGGGCCUGAGGUGGAUGCAGCUUGGUCACGUCUCGCCGCAGCCGACGGCAUAUUUCCACUGUCCUCGGACGAUGUUGUCCGUAUGGGAAAGGAUCCUGCCUACACGGUGAAAGCGCCGCCGUCAUAUGGUUUCCCGCCGGAGAAGGACAAUAUGAUGGGCAUAGAGGCAUUCCACCAGCUUCACUGUCUCAAUGCGCUGCGGAAGGCUUUGAUCACCAACUAUGACUACUACUGGGGAUCCACGUAUGGCUUCGACCCUCCCAUCACCUUCUCGCGCCACCUGAAUCAUUGCUUGGACAUCCUCCGGCAGCAUCUCAUGUGCCACGCCGACCUUGAGGCCUUCACUUUCAUGUGGCGCGAGGGUCAGGAGAAGCCGUAUGCCGACUUUGGCAUCCGCAAGACUUGCGUGGACUUCAACUAUCUUCUAGAGUGG
Cryphonectria parasitica EP155 is the source of this 450-nucleotide messenger RNA. RefSeq lists its product as uncharacterized. The transcript has a single exon. The record is from RefSeq and is a predicted model, not a curated record. The annotation marks the transcript as partial. Gene Ontology annotation, biological process: mycotoxin biosynthetic process. NCBI's taxonomy places the organism in Eukaryota, Fungi, Ascomycota, Sordariomycetes, Diaporthales, Cryphonectriaceae.